AUGUCCUCGACACCAAUCACCCUGCAAAUUCGUCCACGAGGAAAGCCCAUCAAGGCUUUGCCCGAAUCGAUCGAACUCGACCCUAACGCAACCACUGCUGAAAUCUACUCCAAGCUUUCCCAAGAGACCCGGUUCUCGGUCCAUCAGCUACGGGUCACCAAAGGAAGUGAUGGUACGGUCAUCACCAAUUCGAAAGAUGUGUCGGCGCAUGCUACUGGACUGCGCAAUCAAAGCACCGUAUAUGUGAAAGACCUGGGAACCCAAAUCGCGUGGCGAACCGUCUUCAUUGUCGAGUAUGUAGGCCCGAUCCUCAUUCAUCCCCUCGUCUAUACUUUACGCCCAUAUGUGUAUCCUUCUGCGCCCAAGGAACCUUCUCAACUUCAAACUGUCACCUUAUGGCUAGUCGUCUUGCACUUCAUCAAGAGAGAGCUAGAGACCCUGUUUAUCCAUCGUUUCUCCGCUGCUACAAUGCCGCUGCGCAACAUCUUCAAGAAUAGUUUUCACUACUGGAUAUUGUCAGGAGUCUUAAUUGCAGCCUUUGUCUAUGCACCAUCAUCUGCAACUGCGAAGGCGCCCAAUCCUUUACUCUUGUACCCCGGAUUGGUACUCUACACGAUUGGAGAGUUGGGCAAUCUCCAAUCCCACCUCACUCUAAUGGGAUUGCGCAGUUCUGGGGGUACGGAAAGAGGGAUACCUCAAGGACCAUUGUUUAGAUUGGUGACUUGCCCAAACUACUUGACCGAGACAGUAUCAUGGAUCGGUGUUUAUCUCGUCAGCGGCCUGAGCUGGGGAGUCCUGAUCUUCUCCGUCAUUUCGGUGGCUCAAAUGGCGCAGUGGGCGAAGAAGAAGGAACGCCGCUACCGCAAAGAGUUUGGCGACAAGUACAAGAAGAAGAGAUACACCAUGCUCCCAGGAAUCUGGUAG
Messenger RNA from Exophiala aquamarina CBS 119918, 924 nucleotides. RefSeq names its product enoyl reductase. Gene Ontology annotation, biological process: very long-chain fatty acid biosynthetic process. Lineage: Eukaryota; Fungi; Ascomycota; Eurotiomycetes; Chaetothyriales; Herpotrichiellaceae. The record is from RefSeq and is a predicted model, not a curated record. Gene Ontology annotation, molecular function: oxidoreductase activity, acting on the CH-CH group of donors. The transcript has 2 exons. The coding region runs from base 1 to 924 and encodes 307 amino acids.